CAACUCUUCUUCUUCCUCCACAAGAAAAGCAGAGGCCGCCGCCCCGAGACCCCCAAACACUUCCUUUCCUCAGCGAAUCCAAAUCUCGUGCGAGAAAUUUUGCAAUGGCGUCGGCAGCGUCCGAAGUCGAUCCCGCCGUCGUUGAGGAGCCGUCUAGCGCCGGAGGCAGCCGAGAGGAGGCGGCCGAGACAGAGCCGGCGGAUGGGGAGGAAGAAGGGGAGUGCGGGUUCUGCCUGUACAUGAAAGGUGGAGGUUGCAAGGAGGCGUUCGUGUCGUGGGAGGAGUGCGUGCAGGCGGCGGAGAAGGAGGGCUCCGACAUGCUCGAUCGCUGCUCCCAAGCCACCGCCGACCUCAAAAAGUGCAUGGACGCCCACGCCGACUACUACGCCCCCGUGCUCCAGACUAAGCAGACCGUCUCCGACCAAGCCGAAGCCGCCAUCGCUGCUGCCACCGCCGAUACAAACAAGAACCCCUCCCCGGACACUGAUGAGACCAAGAUGGAAGAAGCUCCUGUCGAGUCUGCCGCCAUCGCUGCCGAUGAGAAGGAGGUGGUGGUUGAGCAGGCUACUUCCUCCACGGCCGCCGAGGGGGUGAAGAAGGAAGAGGCAAUCGUCCACGAGGCAGAGUCCGUCUUUGGGUAACUAUUAGAGCUAAGGUCCUGUUUGGAACCACUCAGAUUAUAUAAUCCAGUUUUUAUGAUCUAUUUUGUAUCCAAACAGGAUAGAUUAUGAUAUAGAUUAUAAGAACUAGAUGGAUAGAUUAUUAAAAACUCACAAUCUACUAUACCCAGCUAAAAUCAGAUUAUGGAUUACUAAU
This is a messenger RNA of Hordeum vulgare subsp. vulgare (domesticated barley), 816 nucleotides long. RefSeq lists its product as uncharacterized. Bases 105 to 641 code for a protein of 178 amino acids. NCBI's taxonomy places the organism in Eukaryota, Viridiplantae, Streptophyta, Magnoliopsida, Poales, Poaceae. The transcript has a single exon. The record is from RefSeq and is a predicted model, not a curated record.